CAGCGUGAACUCUUCGGCCGCGAUGACGUAGCGACGGAUGAACAACAAAACAGUUGUGGGGCUUGAAGUGUGUGUCUGUGUGUCUGUGGGGUCGUGUUUUUCUAUGUGCUCGCCUGCGGCCACCUCCGUGUUUCGCCAUCAUACGGACGCAGAAUCGCGCUGUUAACACCUUCAACCCGAGGCGCUUUGUCGUGGAGGCUUUGGGCGCCCCGGCUCGCCCGUUCGGCCGCCCGCAGCGCGGGCAGCUCGUCAUGACGGCCGACUUUCCUCAGCCGACCCGAGGACUGAGAGGCGCCGCUCUUCGGUGACAGAGAGUCAAAUUUGCACCUCCUCCGCUUCGACAUACCCGCACCGAGCCGCCUGGAAACACCGAGCGGCACGGUCGGUGUCAGUUUAGCGCUUUUGGUCCAAAAUACUUCGCUUAUUUCUCACUUUUCACGCAAAUGAAACGGUCUUGGCGCAAGCUAGCCAGAGCUGUAGCCGCCGCCGCUGCUGCUAACAGUCAGCUAACGUAAUGGAAGCGCCGUGAGAGACUCCCCCCCUCAUUAAUGUCCUGUAUUUCUUGCUUUUUGUCAAUAGUUUAUUCGAUCUAGAUACUUAUUAGGUCUGUGUUGACGCGAAGGAGAAGUCCGGUCUAGCUACGUUCGCAUUGCUCCCGGUUGAAACUGUACGAACUAGUGUUGUUAUUGAAUCCAGUGGAACAGGAUCCUGACAGAAAACAGCUAUGUGGGGUUUGGACGUUAUGCUGCCCAGGUGAUUUGGAAACGAGGGAAGGUAGUGCUUUCAGUGACAUCUGUAUAAUUUAUAUUUCACAGUAGGUGCUUCUCUGGAAAGGUGAAGGAGUCUCGAGUGCGUUUACAGCAGCGCAGGCUUUUCUGUUUUGCUGGUACAAAGAAGGCAACAACAAAGUGGGACUCCGUGCAGCCUCGGAGUCACAAGACUGAGUAAUACUGCACAAGACUGAAUAAUACUGCACAAGACUUAAUAAUACUGCACAAGACUGUCCAAGUUCAUAUUAGUGGACAUGCGUGUGUGUAUUGGAAGUAAGUGGUGUUAUUUAAAAUGUUGAAUCCAAAGUUGCACUUAUCAGAAAGGCGCUGAACUGUUUUUUUUCUGUUCUGAGAGAAAUUAUUAUAGUAAUUAUUAGACAACAUAGACUAUACAAAGUACAUAGGAGUACAUAGACUAUACAAAACUACUCAGAGUCCAGUUUCUCAAGGGGGCAGUCGGUGGUGUGCUGCGGCUCUACUGAAAUGAGAAGAUGAAUAGUGAGGAUCAAGCUCUAGAUUUAUGCAAUGCAAAUGUAAAAACCGGCGUCGACACUGCAGCACACGUCUCGGAGGAGAUCAUUCCACGCAACAGCCUUCGUUUGAUGGACGGGGAUGCAGGGAAGCAAGCAGGUGAUGCAGAGACUCUUGCUGAUGAUGCUCUGGCAAGAGUGACGGACUGUCAUGUGGGGGACAAGGACAACGAUGGCAAGAAAGGCAAAGAAGAGCUGUUUCCACAGAACAACAAUGGGCUCGCCGUUGACUGCAGGUCGAACGGCAGCGAACAGCAGGAAAGUAGCAGAGAGAAGUCGCAGUUUACUGCGGCCGACGACGGCGACAUGGACAUCGGUGUGGAUUUAAGUCUGGACGAAAGUGGAGUUUUGGAGUCCGAACCGCCGACGGCUUGUGGGACCGCUUUAAGUGAGGAAGGUGCCUCUGGUUGUACUGGUGCGAAGCCCUUAACGUUGGACACCGAUGCAAACAAGGAUGUGCAGAAACCCUCAGAAGGGGGCGAUGGGAUGCCUCCUGGUUUAACGAGUGUGGAGGUUCUUACUCCGUCUCCGGCCCAGGAAGAGGGCGUAGGGCAUAAACAUGGAGCCAAGAGGGUAACGUUUCCUGCUGAUGAGGAGAUCGUCUCCGGAUCGGUUGAGCCCAAGGACCCAUGGCGGCAUGCCCAGAAUGUGACGGUGGAGGAGAUUCUGAACGCCUACAGACAAGCCUGCCAGAAGCUCAACUGCAAACCCAUCCCCAAAGUGCUCAAACAGAUCCAGGACUUGACAGAGCUGACUCAGCGAAAUGAGUGCUUGGAUCUUAAAGGCGAGAAGUUGGACUAUAAAGCAUGUGAGUCCCUGGAGGAGAUCUUUAAGAGAGUGCAGUUUAAAGUGGUGGACCUGGAACAGACCAACCUGGAUGAGGAUGGAGCCUCAGCGUUGUUUGAUAUGAUUGAGUACUAUGAAUCAGCCACGCACCUCAACAUCUCCUUCAACAAGCACAUCGGCACCCGUGGCUGGCAGGCUGCCGCCCACAUGAUGAGGAAGACAAGUUCCCUGCAGUAUUUGGACGCGCGGAACACCCCUCUGCUGGACCACUCGGCUCCCUUCGUGGCCCGAGCUUUGCGCAUCAGCGGCAGUCUGACGGUGCUGCACCUGGAGAACGCUGGCCUAUCUGGACGCCCACUGAUGCUGCUGGCCACAGCUCUGAAGAUGAAUAUGAACCUGCGUGAGCUGUACCUGGCUGAUAAUAAGCUGAACGGCCUGCAGGACUCGGCUCAGCUGGGCAACCUUCUCAAAUUCAACUACAACAUCCAGAUCCUUGACCUGAGGAACAACCACAUACUGGACUCAGGGUUGGCGUAUGUGUGUGAGGGUCUGAAGGAGCAGAGGAAAGGCCUGGUGACUCUGGUGCUCUGGAACAACCAGCUCACACACAACGGCAUGGGUUACCUCGCUGCUGCACUGCCGUGCACACAGAGUCUGGAGACUCUGAACCUUGGCCAUAAUGCAGUCAGCAAUGAGGGAGUGCACAAACUGAAGGACGGCCUGAUAGCCAACCGCUCCGUCCUCCGGCUUGGCCUGGCCUCCACCAAGCUGUCCUGUGAAGGGGCUGUAGCUGUGGCCGAGUUUAUUGCUGAGAGCCCACGGCUUUUGCGGCUGGACCUGCGGGAGAACGAGAUCAAGACCGGCGGGCUUAUGGCCCUAUCCCUUGCCCUGAAGGUCAACACUUCACUGCUCCGUCUCGACCUGGACCGGGAGCCCAAAAAAGAGACGGUGAAAAGCUUUAUUGAGACACAGCGCGCCCUGCUGGCAGAGAUCCAGAAUGGCUGCAAGCGGAACUUCAUUCUGGCUAAAGAGAAGGAGGAGUCGCAGCAGCUGAUGAGGCAAUCAGCCUCCAUGGCAGAAAUUGCCACUGAAGAGCCACCUCCGGAGGAAGAGGAGGAAGACCCCGCUGCGUCGGGAGACCAAGGAGAGAGAGAAAAGACUGCGCCUGAGGGAGACGAAGAUGAGGAUGGCAGUGAGAAGCCAGCCGAAAGCCAAGAGGAUGAAGCUAAACCAGCAGCCACACAGGAUGAUUCAGAUUCAGAUACUGAUGAUGACGAAGAAGAAGCUGAUGCCGAAGUGGUGAAAGCCACGGUGCAGACAUCACCCCUAAAACAAACCCCACCCCCAGUCUUAGCAGUGACCACACCUCUCUGUGCCUCUCAGACUGGCUUAGUCCCCAGCCCCGCCCCCAGCCCUACCCCUAGCACCUCUGAGAGCCCAACUGUGGUUUCAAGCAUCACGGUGACGGAGGCCACCGUGCCUGCAGGCGCCCCACCCUCCCCUGGCCGCUGCAUCUCUGUGUCCAGCCCUGGGAGGGGUCAUAAGAUCUUCAUGGUAACUCGUGUGGAGAGUCCACCAGAACAGCAGCAGCCACUACUUGCACUGGCCAAGAGCCUCCAGGAGAGGACGCAAGAGAGCAAAACUGCAGUACCCAAGCCGCCAGAGCUACCCAGUCCUAAAGCACCUUCUGAACCAUCUGCGCCACAGUUUGAGGAGAAGCAUCCAAGUGCUGAGAAAGCUGCUUCAGCUCAGCAGACCAAUGAGAAAUCUUCACAAAACCCAUCAGAGCCAUCCCAGCCUCGACAGACACCGCCAGCAGAGCCUGUACCUCAGCCACAGCAGCAAGAGGCUCAGGGUAUUAUUACAGACCACCACAGAGCAGCAAUCUUCUACGGUCAGCAAUAUGGAGCUGGCCACCACCCAGCUGGAACAGCACCAGAGGGUGGCGGCUAGUGAGGACGCAGCAGAGACACUGACAGAGAAUGAAAUUCAAAGCCAGCAGACUUCAAUACAAGGAGCCAUGCAGGAACUUCUCAGUGAGGGGCUUCCGGAGAACAACGUCUCUCCCUCUCUGGUAGAGCGACUAAUAGAUA
Molecule: messenger RNA, 4179 nt
Organism: Colossoma macropomum (tambaqui)
Lineage: Eukaryota; Metazoa; Chordata; Actinopteri; Characiformes; Serrasalmidae
Gene: ppp1r37
Product: protein phosphatase 1, regulatory subunit 37
Molecular function (GO): protein binding
Source: RefSeq, a predicted model, not a curated record